Pelobates fuscus (common spadefoot toad) is the source of this 1683-nucleotide messenger RNA. Its product is annotated as gap junction beta-5 protein-like. The record is from RefSeq and is a predicted model, not a curated record. Gene Ontology annotation, biological process: cell-cell signaling. Bases 185 to 1021 code for a protein of 278 amino acids. Gene Ontology annotation, molecular function: gap junction channel activity. The transcript has 2 exons. Lineage: Eukaryota; Metazoa; Chordata; Amphibia; Anura; Pelobatidae. Gene Ontology annotation, cellular component: connexin complex.
UACCUGAAUACUCUGGACACACCCAGACAUGCCAUUUGAGUCAGAAAUUAAAAAGAGUUGGAAUGGCUGACAAGUCAGAGCCAUGAGUUCAAACAGCAAACAGAAAAGCUAGUCGAAGACCAAAAUCUUCCCCAACCAAGCAACUAAAACAAGAUUCCGUUACUAGGCCUGAAAAAGAAGAAUUAUGAAUUGGGGUGUGUAUGAAGCUUUGUUAACAGGUGUCAACAAGUUCUCAACUGAAUUUGGGCGUCUGUGGCUCUCCAUUGUGUUCAUCUUUAGGAUCCUUAUAUAUGCAGUCACCGCAACUCGAGUCUGGGGAGAUGAUCAGAAAGACUUUGAUUGUAACACUCGCCAGCCAGGAUGCGCUAAUGUCUGCUAUGACCAGUACUUUCCUAUCUCACAUAUCCGACUUUGGGCUCUCCAGCUUAUUAUGGUCACAUGCCCUUCUCUCCUGGUCGUUAUGCAUGUUGCAUAUAGAGAAAAUCGAGAGAGGAAGCGCAAGGAACAAUUAGGAGAGAAAUGUGAUAAACUUUACAAAGACAUUGGCAAGAAAAGAGGAGGGCUAUGGUGGACAUAUCUUGUCAGUCUUUUGGUUAAGGCUGUGAUAGACACUGCAUUUAUCUAUAUCUUUUCUCAACUAUAUGAAAAUAUUUUUCUACCUAGUGUAGUGAAAUGCUCUCUCUCCCCUUGCCCUAAUAUUGUGGACUGUUUCAUAUCAAGGCCAUCUGAAAAGAAUAUAUUUACUGUGUUUAUGAUCGCUGCUUCUGCAGUAUGUGUCCUUUUAAACAUCAUUGAGGUCUUCUACCUUGUUGGAAAAAAAUGCAAAGAAGCAAUACACGGCCCUAGGCAAAGGUAUUUGCAAGAGAAAACUGAAGCAAUUGAACUUACCAGCUGUUGCGUUGAAGAAAAGAAUAAAUUUACAACAUGCAGUGGAGAUAUUUGUCAUGUGACUAAUUGUAAGACUUUAAUUACUGAUGUUAAAACUACUAACAGCAACCAGAACAUUCAAAGUUCUGGAUGACACAUUAUCAGGGUUGUAUAGAACAGCAUUCCUGCUAAAGGUUCAGGAAAAUAAAUAGCAUGAAUAUUGUCAAAGUAGUUGAGCUAUGGACAAUGCUACUUUGAAGGAUAAGGAGGAACAACCUAUUUAAAUAUUCACUAGGGUUGUCUCUGCCACCACAAGGAAGUAGUAUACCAUCUGUGCAAUCCAGAAGUAGUGUAUAUAUUUAAAUAUGAUGGACAGUUUGUAAAAACUUUGCAAUGGUUUGUAAUGGACAAUUUGUAUCAUGUCUGUUUUUAAGACACCCUUAUUACCUUAACAAAUGCAUAUUUGCAGAUGGUCAAUACUUAUGGUCAAAUAUGAUUUAUGCUCAUAUCUUUAAGAAUACCUAAACAAUUAUCUUUUGAUACAGCUAUAAAAUACUUUUAAAACAAUUUUACAUAGCUAGCACACGACAUGAAGAAAAUGUUGUAGAUUAGAGAUGUUAUGCUUUAAAAGUUGAAUUGAAUUAGUUGAGUUUAAAAACAGGUCUCCAUUUUAGCUAUUUUUCCUGUUAACAAGAAGCUUCCGUUUACCAACUGUGAAAUUUCACUAAGCAACACAGAGUUACCUGCUGCUGUCAUUUAAAGGAACACUCCAAGCACCAUAAGUACAACAUGUCAUAGUGGAUAUGAUGUCCUGGA